GAUACUUCCGGGUGUGCCAUUUUUUUUCCUCCCGUUUGGGGGAGCGGCUUGUCGGUUUGGAAACUCUUAUCUUCCGGACUGCGAAGAACUUUCCAAAACAGGCUGAUCUGGACACGGGGAGCCCCCCCCCCUCCGCUUCCCAGGAUUUUGCAGAGAGAAGGACGCCAGGCGAGGAACACAAUGGCCCAGAUCCCUCUUUCCACCUAUGUUUGAAACCAUCUGUUCCCCUGUAUAAAGAUGUCACUCAUGGACCUGGGGAAGAAGCUCCUGGAAGCAGCCCGCCAAGGCCAGGAUGAUGAAGUCAGGCUGCUAAUGGCCAACGGAGCCCCCUUCACCACCGACUGGCUGGGAAUAUCAGCCCUUCACCUCGCUGCUCAGCACGGGCAUUAUUCAACGGCCGAAGUUCUGCUUCGGGCCGGAGUCAGUCGAGAUGCUCGGACCAAGGUUGACCGGACGCCCCUCCAUAUGGCAGCUGCAGAUGGUCACGGCCAUAUUGUCGAGCUGCUGGUCCGGAACGGUGCUAACGUGAACGCCAAGGACAUGCUGAAGAUGACCGCUCUGCACUGGGCCACCGAACACAACCAUCGAGACGUUAUUGAGCUGCUUCUCAAAUGCGGGGCGGACAUCUAUGCCUUCAGCAAAUUUGGCAAGUCCGCUUUCGACAUCGCUUUGGACAAGAAAAAUCCUGAAAUUUUGUUGCUGCUGCAGGAAGCGAUGCAGAAUCCAGUCAGUGCCAACCCCGACAGGGUGCAUGCUGUCCCAGGCUCCGUGACAGUGACCCAGCCCUUCAUUCUGGCUUCCGGAGAACUGCUGAGCCUGGCCGGCAUUGUUUCUUCGGUGGAUACCAAAGCAACCUCAGGAAAUUCCAUUGUUUCCAUGGGGCAAUUUCUAGAUUCUACCUCCUCUGUUCUAGCUACCCUGGCGGCUGUCGCAGAGGCCUCUGGCCCCAUUUCCAGUGCCAACCAAAUUCCUGCUGUCUCGGAAGAAAUUGUGGAAACUCUACCAGACGAUACCUCUCUCCGGCAGGCGGUUGGUGGCGGCCAGCAUGUCCUCAUGCUCGUGACCGAGGGCGUCCCUGAGGGUCCUCUCCAGGCAGCUCUGCCGGCCACUCACCUAGGACAGCAGUUCAUUGUAAUGAUGCCGAAGGAGCAGGAAGUUCUGAUUGUGCCUGCUGGUCAGGAGGCAGAAGGACCCCCCCUCAAGACCCCGAGCAAGAAUAACCACGUGGCCGAAGCAGAGAAGCCGCCCUCCAAGAAAGUCAAAAUGAAACCAGCGGGGGAUGGAAAAGAGGAGGAAGAAGAGGAGCAGGAAGGGAGAGAGGACGGCCACGCCAAAGAAGCUUUGCAACAGCAGCUCCAGGAGGCCAAUCACCAAGCGGCAGAAUACCGAAGCCGGCUGCUGAAGAAGGAGCAGGAAGCUGAGCUCUAUCGGCAGAAGCUGGCAACCAUGAGCCAGCAGAAGGCCGGCACGGGAGAAGGGGCUGCCCAGGAGGAGCUCAGUGGAGCUGACACCAUCAAGGUGUCUUCGGAAGAAACGGGACAGGGGCAGCUCCAGGACGACACAGACACCGAGACGGUCACUUCCUAACCCCCAGGUUGUUGUUUUGCCGCACUUGUUAAAAAAGGCAACCAAAGUUUUGCCCCAGGAAAACUUGAGAUGGGGGAAUGUGGGAGCAGGUUCUUGAGGCUGCCCCUCAUCAACCCUCUAACGGGCUCAUUCUGGGGGCUUGAAGCCCCCGGGGGUCUCCGUUCUGUUCAACAGAGGCCUUUAAGGCAAGCCAAGGAACUCAAAAGUCCCCUUAGAAAGAUCAGCGUGCAGGCACUGUCUUGGGAAAGGCCCCGUGUCUUGGGGCAGUCCCGGGGUGCAGGAAGAGGGAAGAGUGCUCUGGGAAAAACCCCUGAAUCGGCUGAGAGCCAAGAGCAGCCAAAGGGAUCCGGCCAGCUCAGACAAGAGCCAGAAAUGUUGUCCAGAUGCCACAUUCUUGCAGUGGAGGUUGCUCAAAGGAAGUGGGGCUCUACCAGCCCCCACCCUCCCGAACCUAAAUGACAGAUCUAUCCGAAGUCCUAAAAAAAAGCUUGCAAAAUUGCAACGGGGUCAUCAAAAGCGAGGGAGUCGCAGGACGUUCCCGCUGCGUGGAAAUCGCCCCCUGCUUCAGCCGUCAUGCAGUUGUGUUAGCGUGAGCUGCGUUAACCCAGAUUUAUGACAGACGGGCCACUCUUUUCAACAAACCCUGUUUGCUGGCUAUAGGAAUGUGGAGUUUGUGGCCUUCCCACUGGUUUGUGGACCGAGUUAAGAAGGGCUGGGCCUUGUGGUGCAGCCACGUCAGAAGAACCCAACCCCGACGUAGAGGGGUGCAGAAGGGAGGGCUCUGCCUCUCUCUUUCUCAGGGGUUUGGCAACUUUUAAGACCUGUAGAUUUAAUCGUGGGGGAUUCUGGGAGUUGAAGUCCAGACUGGGAUCCUUGCACACUUCCAGGGCUGCCCAAUUAGGAUUGUGAGUGUGCCAGCAGGGAGGGAGGGAGGGAGUUUGAAGUCACAAGGCAGCCGCUGUGGAACACCAGCCCUGUUUUAUUUGAAGCACGCAAUGCUCUCCAAAGAGACCACUGCCCACCUUUGUAGAAGGGUCUCCAAAUGAAAAGUAGUGCCUUAUGGGUCCUUAAAGAGGCAGGAUUCGCACGGGGUGCGUUUCCCCACAAUGCCCUCCUCCCUUGCCAGCCACAAAUGUUUUCCCAGACACAUUCAAUAAAUUCUGCUUUUCAAAUAGC
Messenger RNA from Pantherophis guttatus, 2763 nucleotides. It is a transcript of the gene GABPB2, whose product is annotated as GA binding protein transcription factor subunit beta 2. Lineage: Eukaryota; Metazoa; Chordata; Lepidosauria; Squamata; Colubridae. Gene Ontology annotation, cellular component: nucleus. The record is from RefSeq and is a predicted model, not a curated record. Gene Ontology annotation, biological process: positive regulation of transcription by RNA polymerase II. Gene Ontology annotation, molecular function: protein binding; transcription cis-regulatory region binding.